Molecule: messenger RNA, 4418 nt
Organism: Glossina fuscipes
Lineage: Eukaryota; Metazoa; Arthropoda; Insecta; Diptera; Glossinidae
Gene: CPSF1
Product: cleavage and polyadenylation specificity factor subunit 1
Exons: 3
Coding region: 61-4356 (1431 amino acids)
Cellular component (GO): mRNA cleavage and polyadenylation specificity factor complex; nucleus
Molecular function (GO): protein binding; nucleic acid binding
Source: RefSeq, a predicted model, not a curated record
UUUAUUAUCUAGACAUAUAAGCCACAAAUAUCCUAACUCAACAUCCAAGAAAAAGAAAAUAUGUUCUCUGUGUGUAAACAAUCUCAUCCAGCCACUACCGUUGAAUUUGCAAUAUCUUGUCGGUUUUUUAAUAACAGUGAAGAAAAUCUUGUUGUGGCGGGCGCCAAUGUUUUGAAAGUUUUUAGAAUUUAUCCUUACAUGGAUCAGGCGCAACGCCAACAGAAACUAAGUGCUGACAUACGUUCACCGCCUAAAAUGCGUUUAGAAUGCUUGGCCACAUAUUCUCUUUACGGCAAUGUGAUGUCAUUGCAAAGUGUUUCAUUAUGUGGUUCAAUGAGGGACGCUUUGCUUAUAAGUUUUAAGGAUGCCAAGUUAUCGGUGGUGCAACACGAUCCCGACACAUUUGCUUUGAAGACUUUGUCUCUGCAUUUUUUUGAAGAGGAGGAUAUAAGGGACGGCUGGACGGGACGCUAUUACGUUCCAAUGGUUCGUGUUGAUCCCGAUGCACGUUGCGCGGUGAUGGUUGUGUAUGGCAAACGUUUAGUUGUUUUACCUUUUCGAAAAGAUAAUGGACUCGACGAAAUUGAAUUGGCCGAUGUUAAACCGAUUAAGAAGGCUCCAACGGCAAUCGUAGCACGGACACCUAUUUUGGCAUCCUAUUUAAUAGCUCUGCAUGAUCUUGAUGAUAAAAUCGACAACGUUUUGGAUUUGCAAUUCCUGUAUGGUUAUUAUGAGCCAACACUGCUAAUACUUUAUGAACCAGUGCGCACUUUUCCGGGAAGGGUUGCAGUACGCACAGAUACUUGCGUUUUAGCGGCGAUAUCGCUGAAUAUUCAACAACGUGUUCAUCCUAUUAUUUGGACUGUAACAGGUCUGCCAUUCGACUGUCUACAGGUGUUUCCGAUACAGAAACCAAUUGGAGGUUGCUUAGUUACAACCGUCAAUUCCAUUAUAUAUCUUAAUCAAAGCGUGCCGCCAUAUGGUGUUUCGUUAAAUAGUUCAGCAGAUCACAGUACAAAUUUUCCACUAAAACCGCAAGAUGGUGUACGUAUCAGUUUAGAUGCUGCCAGUAUCUCAUUUAUUGAUGUUGACAAAUUGGUGGUUUCGCUACGCACUGGCGAGUUAUACGUGCUUACUCUCUGCGUGGAUUCGAUGCGAACUGUGCGUAAUUUUCAUUUUCAUAAAGCUGCCGCUAGUGUUAUAACAAGCUGUAUGUGCGUUUGUCAAAGCGAAUAUUUGUUUUUGGGGUCCCGUUUGGGCAACUCAUUGCUCUUGCAUUUUACGGAGGAAGAUCAAAGUACUGUUAUCACUUUAGAUGAAAUCGAGACUUCUGAGGCUCAAAAUUCCAACAGCGAUGAAGCUCCUAGAGCGAGACGUAUUGAAGACGAAGAACUUGAAGUUUACGGUUCCGGUGCUAAAACAUCAGUGCAGCUGCGCAAAUAUGUAUUUGAGGUAUGUGAUAGUCUACUUAAUGUUGGACCCAUCAAUUUCAUGUGCGCUGGUGAGCGUGUAGAAUUUGAGGAGGGCGGAAAUACCAUGCGUCCGCAUGCCAAUCAGUUAGUCGAUUUAAAAAUUGAUAUAGUUGCUUCUAGUGGCCAUGGUAAAAACGGUGCUCUUUGUGUUUUUGUGAAUUGCAUUAAUCCCCAAGUGAUAACAUCUUUUGAGCUUGAUGGCUGCUUAGAUGUUUGGACUGUGUUCGAUGACGUUAGCAAGAAGACUACUCGUCAGGAUCAUCAUGACUUUAUGAUACUGUCGCAACGUUCUUCAACUUUGGUGUUGCAAACUGGAGAGGAGAUAAACGAAAUAGAAAAUACCGGAUUUAGCUGCCUACAACCUACUAUUUUCGUCGGUAAUUUGGGACAAAAUCGUUUCAUUGUCCAAGUAACCACGCGUUCUGUGCGUUUAUUGCAGGGCAGAAGGCUGAUACAGAAUGUGCCUAUCGACGAAGGAGGGCCCGUAGUGCAGGUUUCCAUUAUCGAUCCCUAUGUGUGUCUAAGAGUUUUGCAUGGAAAAGUAAUAACUUUAGCUUUGCGUGAAACCAGAGGUACCCCUCGCCUGGCUAUUAAUAAAAAUACAAUAAGCAGUUCUCCAGCGGUUGUUUCACUGACUGCGUAUAAGGAUCUGUCCGGCUUGUUUACAACAAAAUCCGAUGAAGUUUUGAAUAUUGCGGGCGGUAGUGGUAAUUCUCUGUAUAACGGAUUGGGCUACAUGAAAGCUGAACCUCACCUGAAAAUAGAAGACGAGGAAGAUUUACUUUACGGUGAAUCAGGAAACGCAUUCAAAAUGAACAGCAUGGCCGAUUUAGCGAAGCAAAGUAGACAAAAAAAUUCUGAUUGGUGGCGUCGUUCAUUAGUGCAAAUAAAGCCCACUUAUUGGUUGGUGGUAGCUAGAGAAAACGGGACAUUGGAAAUUUAUUCAAUGCCAGAUAUGAAACUCAUGUAUCUAGUAAACGACGUAGGUAAUGGCGGCAUUGUUCUUUCCGAUUCGAUGGAAUUUGUACCUGCCACACUCAAUCAACAAGACAAUAAACAAGGUAUACUUCUAAAUUGUAUGCCCCAGCAUGCAAAUUCACCUGUUGCUCGAGAUAUAGCUUUAGUUGGCCUAGGCAACAACGGCAGCCGUCCACUAUUGAUGAUACGAACUCAUAUAGAGCUGUUGAUAUAUUACGUCUAUCGCUAUGCAAAGGGCCAUUUGAAAAUACGUUUUCGCAAAUUACAUAGUGUGAACUUGAUCGAUGUGCAACCCACCGCAAUGGAUCUAGAUGACGAAGACUCGGAUCUAGAUUCAUACAAUUUGCAAGAUCGUUAUAUAAGCAAGCUACGCUAUUUUCCCAAUAUCACAGGGUUAAACGGUGUCGUUUUAUGUGGUCCGAAUCCAAGCCUUAUAUUUCUGACUGGUAAAGGCGAGCUACGUGUUCAUAAAUUAUUUAGUAAUGGACUGGUAAGGAGUUUUGCCCCUUUCAACAAUGUUAAUUGCCCGCAAGGCUUUCUAUGUUUCGAUACAACAUUCGAUUUGAAAAUUUGUGUUCUACCGCCUUAUUUAACAUACGAUUCACCAUGGCCGGUGCGUAAAGUAACACUUCGUUGUACGCCACGGCAGAUUGUCUACCAUCGAGAGAAUCGAGUUUACUGCCUGGUCACGCAAGCAGAAGAAGUAACUAACAAAUAUUAUCGCUUUAACGGUGAAGAUAAAGAAUUGACCGAGGAAAAUAAGGGCGAACGAUUUAUAUAUCCCAAUGCUUCACUCUUCAGUAUGGUUUUGAUAAGUCCAGAAACUUGGGAAAUUGUACCUGAUGCUUCGAUUGAAUUUGAGAGUUGGGAACAUGUAACCGAUUUCAAGAUUGUUAAAUUGGCCUACGAAGGCACGCGAUCUGGUCUCAAGGAAUAUUUAUGCUUAGGCACAAAUUUUAACUACAGUGAGGACAUAACUUCUCGCGGCAACAUACACAUAUAUGAUAUAAUUGAAGUUGUACCAGAGCCAGGAAAACCGUUAACUAAAUUCAAAUUAAAAGAAGUGUUUAAGAAAGAGCAAAAAGGUCCUGUAUCAGCUAUAUCCGAUGUUUUAGGCUUUCUAGUUACUGCUCUAGGGCAAAAAAUCUACCUAUGGCAAUUGAAGGACGAUGACCUUUGCGGCGUAGCGUUUAUUGAUACCAACAUAUAUGUGCAUCAAAUUAUCUCUGUUAAAUCUUUAAUAUUGAUUGCUGAUGUGUACAAAUCGGUUAGUUUGCUGCGCUUCCAAGAAGAGUUUCGAACUUUAUCGCUGGCUUCACGUGACUUCAAUCCUCUUGAAGUGUUCACUAUAGAAUUUAUGGUCGACAAUACAAAUUUGGGUUUUUUAGUUACCGACGCUGAUAAAAAUUUUAUAGUGUAUAUGUACCAGCCAGAAAUUCGGGAAUCAAUAGGUGGUCAAAAACUGAUACGCAAAGGAGACUAUCAUUUGGGUCAAACCGUUAACACUAUGUUUCGCGUUCAAUGUCAUCAACGUGGACUAUACCAUCGUCAACCUUUCAUGUACGAGAACAAGCAUUUGGUAAUGUUCGGAACAUUAGAUGGCGGCAUGGGAUAUUGUGUACCUCUGCCGGAAAAGGUGUACAGACGUUUUUUAAUGCUACAAAAUGUCCUGAUCACCUAUCAGGAACAUUUGUGUGGUCUCAACCCGAAAGAAUUUCGCACCAUUAAAUAUGUUAAGCGGUUAUCAUUGAAUCCGUCACGCUGUAUUAUAGACGGCGAUUUGAUUUGGUCAUUUACAAUGAUGACUGUGGCAGAACGAAAUGAAGUGGCAAAAAAAAUUGGUACCAAAACUGAAGAUAUUCUGAACGACCUUUUGGAAAUUGAGAAUCUGACGGCGAUAUUCUGAAUAAAUAGGAAUUGAAUUAAAAACUGAUUUUUAUUGAAGUAAGACAUGUAUAAUCCCGCGCU